AUGUCACGUAAGGGAAGAGAUUUCAUGUCGGACUUUGUAUCGGAAUUAAUGGACAAGACUGUGGAAGAAGAAGAUUUGAUUAAAUCUUUAAGUCAGAAUUUGGGGAAGAACAAAGAAAAGACUAAGAACAGAGACAGACUAACCAGCUACAGAUUUAAUGGUAGGGAGAAGAAAAGCAUAAAAGACUACAAGAGUUUUAUCAACUGUGAUAGAAAGGAUGAGGACUAUCGUGGACAGACGCCUUUUCACAUUGCCAUAGCCAUGGCCAAUCCUUACACGGGUGAUGGGCAAGAUCUAGUGGAAGCCAUGAUUGACACACUUGAACGUAAUGAUAUGCUCCGAGAGACGAUGGAAUGUAGAGUUUCCGGAAAGAAAUUAAGAGGUACUAUUAUGUUAGGAGGGACGCCUUUGUCCAUUGCUGCUUUGGAUAAUAAUGCAACUGUAGUUGACCUUCUUCUUGGAAAAAAGGCUAAUCUAAUUGACACGGACAGUUGUGGGAAUACAGUUUUUCACUCGAUGGUCCUGUACGCAUCUUUCCACCCAGAAAAAGUGCCUGAUAUUCUGAGUAUGUUUGACAAGUUGGCAAAACACGAUCAAUCGAAGUACAGACAAAAUGUACAACGAGAAAAUGCCCGAAAACAAACUGCACUCCAUCUUGCUGCUGAACUGGGUCUGGACAACGUGUUUAGUCACAUCCUUGAACUGAAGGAUGCAUACAAGUUCUUCUUUAGUCAUGACGGUGUUUUUGAGAUCUACGAAUGUGAUAUAACAGAGCUUGAUAAGGCAACCUGGGAUAGAGCCGAGUUGUAUUUCUUGGCAACCCUUCCAUCUAACAAAACUGCAUCACAAUGGAGUGUACCGAUGCAUUUUGUGCUAUUUGGUUUUGCAUUACUGAUAGACGCGUCGUGGAAUGUUGGAACUGUUACAAACAAUUAUUGUCUGGUAAUAGCAUUGAUCCUUGGUUGGUGGUCAACAACCUUCUUCCUGCGUGGAAUCAAGCCUUUGAGCUACAUAACACUGAUGUUACAAAAGGUCCUCUUUGGAGAUAUGGUAAAAUUUAUACCAAUCAUUUUAAUAAUGAUAGUGGGAUUUACAAGCGCAUUGCACAGCUCGUUUGCGGAAACUCGUCCUGAGAUGUUUGGUAACUUCUCUGUCAGCCUACUAACCACGUUCAGUCUGAUGACUGGUCAAGGACAGUUAGAACAACUUGAAGAAUCGAGCAAAGGGAUCUGUCGUUGUUUUUGCUGUUUCGGUGAUAGUCAUCCAGAUAUUUCUCCUCAACAUCCUCAUCGCCAUUAUGUCCACCACAUGCGAAAGUGUCGAGAAUUCAAACAAGCUCUUGUGGCUUCAGAGAUUGUCCAUUGUCAUAUUCAUUGA
Molecule: messenger RNA, 1377 nt
Organism: Haliotis rubra (blacklip abalone)
Lineage: Eukaryota; Metazoa; Mollusca; Gastropoda; Lepetellida; Haliotidae
Product: transient receptor potential cation channel subfamily V member 5-like
Exons: 3
Coding region: 1-1377 (458 amino acids)
Biological process (GO): calcium ion import across plasma membrane
Cellular component (GO): membrane
Molecular function (GO): calcium channel activity; protein binding
Source: RefSeq, a predicted model, not a curated record